UACAAAAGCAUGAAUCUCCGCCCUCAUGUAGGACCCGUAGAAGCCAUGGCAGGUGCCAAUUAUUCGGACUUAGAGGGGGAGUUUGAGUCGGACCCUAAAGCUGUCUACAUGCUCGCUGGACUCCUGGCCCUCAAUUGCUUCCUCAGUGUUUUCGGUAAUGCCCUAAUACUCUACACAUUUAUCCGAGAAAAGCCGUUAGGACCACCGUUAAGGACCAUUCUGUGCCAUCUGGCCGUUACUAAUCUAGUAAUAGCGGGUAUUGGGGAACCGAUGGUGGUUAUUUCGGGAUUCAAUCUGAAGUGGGUGUUCGGGGAGAUGGGACGUAAGAUUGAAGCCUACACUGUAACAGCUAGUGGUCUCAUGGCUAUGAGCUUACUUGCCUUCGUCUCCAUCGAGAGAUACCUCAGGGUGACGCCAGGUCAAAGAUUUAGAAUAACGGAAGCAACCAGUGUCCGGUUCUGCACUAUCAUGUGGACCUAUAACAUAGUGUACGCCUCAUUGCCCUUUUAUGGGAUUGCAGCGUGGAGAGGGGAGGGUAUUGGAAUAUCUAACUCAUUAUCCUGGAAUACGGAUAACACAAGCGAUGUUGUGUACGUGAUGAUCAUGAUGGCCACGGGAUACUUCAUUCCUCUUCUUAUUAUUACUUUCUGUUAUAACAGAAUUCUACAUUUUGUGAAGCAGGCAGUAGAUGUAUACGAAGAACACGAUAAGGUUGGAAUCAACAUACCACCGGAGGGAAUGACUAUGGAAACCCAAAUGUCAAAGACUAACGCCAGUCAAACGGGUAUAGGAACUGCUUCAGGAAAUGAAUCAUCGCUCAUAAACGCUAAUGAAGAAGCCUCCCGCGGCAGAGAUAACUCCAAAGCACCGCAGACCUCCAAUGUAGAAUCCACCGAGGGUGGGGGUGGAACCAGUGCAGUUGGAGGAGGAGGAGGGAUCUCUAAGACGUCUAACAGUGCGGAUCCUAACGAUGAACCCAGGAGUCGGAUUAAGGGCGAUGGCUACCAAAUCCUUAGCCAAGAAAGCACGAAGGAUAAAAAAUCAACCAUCAGGGCAGCUGAGAAGAAGAUCAGCAACGUUGUGGCUAUUAUCAUCGUAUCAUUCUUUGUCUCGUGGACCCCCUAUACCAUAGUCAACCUUCUCGUCACCUUCGACAGAGCUGACUUCUUCGCUAAGGGAAUCACUGCAACUAUUCCAGCUAUGCUAGCCAAGACUUCCACGGUCUGGUCCCCGAUAAUCUAUUGUUUCAUGAACGGAGAGGUUAGGACUGCGAACCUGCGGACUAUCGCUCACCUCAAAAGAAGAAUCAGGAUCCUCUACUUCGGUGGACGGAUUUAAACAGGAAACAGGCUCUCCCGCACAAAGAAGAGCAGUGCGCGCCCGUGCGUCCUUCCUGUCUGGGGUGUGGUCUCACCGACUACUUAGAACUUUAGAAACUUUCAGAUUUUUGGUUUAUGGUUAGGGUGAUGCAACACACCCAAAUGUGUUAAAUGGACACAGAAUGCAUAUUGCUGAGCACUGACUAUCCACCUUCCUAGUUUGGUACAUUAACAGACUUUAGUUAAUUAUGGUUUUAUUUUCUAAUUUUGCUUUACAUGUUGCACAGUUUCACAAUGAUGUUUGUUUGAAAGAUAGGUAAUUUAUGAAUUUAUCUGGUACAGGGGGCCGUGCAGGAAUGAGGUUAUAUCUCCUUUAAUUAUACUUACAAGCUAUUCACUUCAAUAUCAGGCUGAGGGUUUCACAACUGGUCAGAGUAAUGAACAUGUGUCAUAAUUCAUGUGCAGGUACUACAAUGGCUGUCAAGAAACAAUAUUUACUAUCCUAAAUCUAAAUGCUUGUCCAGGUCAAUAUCUGGAGAUCAAAAACCUCCCAACCCCUCACCCUCACCAGCAUAUACAACCACAACUUGUCACAGAGAGAACAUGUUACCCUGUUACCAUGACAACAUAUUGGUGUUACCAUGACAACUUGUACUUUGUCAUGGUAACAUUAUAUCUGACUUACCCUUCCCCCACUGCUAGUCCCCUCAGUUGCCGUGAAUCAGUACUAAAUAUUUUUCUUAUACUAGUGGUGACUUCAUUUCUGGAAAUGCCCUUGCCAACUACAAUUACUAAAUAGAACAUGUUAUCAUUGAUCCCGUUUUUCUUUCUCGACUAUGCUGAUGUUUUAAUUAUUAUUUAGUAUUUGCUUCUGAAGAAUAAAUCUUUGGGGUAUCACUUUU
Molecule: messenger RNA, 2221 nt
Organism: Bolinopsis microptera
Lineage: Eukaryota; Metazoa; Ctenophora; Tentaculata; Lobata; Bolinopsidae
Product: rhodopsin-like
Exons: 12
Coding region: 10-1338 (442 amino acids)
Biological process (GO): cellular response to light stimulus; phototransduction; G protein-coupled receptor signaling pathway
Cellular component (GO): photoreceptor outer segment; plasma membrane
Molecular function (GO): G protein-coupled photoreceptor activity
Source: RefSeq, a predicted model, not a curated record